Messenger RNA from Oreochromis niloticus (Nile tilapia), 1711 nucleotides. Its product is annotated as H-2 class I histocompatibility antigen, Q10 alpha chain. The transcript has 6 exons. Gene Ontology annotation, biological process: immune response. Gene Ontology annotation, cellular component: external side of plasma membrane. The record is from RefSeq and is a predicted model, not a curated record. Bases 119 to 1174 code for a protein of 351 amino acids. Lineage: Eukaryota; Metazoa; Chordata; Actinopteri; Cichliformes; Cichlidae.
UCUUCAACGAUCCACCCCGCCUACAUCCAUCCGGGCCAUCAGCGCAGAGUUCUGGGUGUUUUCCGUCCACAGUCCCGCUGGCGUAUAACUGGUUUCAGCUCAAUAACGAGCAGAGAUCAUGCUUGGAUCUAAAAUGUUCACUUUGGCACUUUUUGCGCUGCUGUGCCCGGGACCGACGCAGAGCCGCGACACUCACUCCCUCCAUUACAUCUACACGGCGCUCUCCAAACCCGUCGGCCUCCCGGGCAUCCACGAGUUCACAGCCAUGGGUUUGCUGGACGGCAGGAUGAUCGACUACUUUGACAGCGAGCAUCAGGCAAAGGUUCCCAAACAGCAGUGGAUGAGAGAGCGUUUACCUGCUGAUUACUGGGAUAAAGGCACACAGUCCCGCAAGAGCAAGCAGCAGUGGUUCAAGGUCAACAUCGGCAUCCUGAUGGAGCGAAUGAGACAGAAUGACUCAGGCACCCCUCAUAUUCUUCAGUGGAUGCACGGCUGUGAGGGUGAAACUCAGCCUGACGGCACGCUCAGGUUUGUCCGAGGCAUGGACAUGUACAGCUACGACGGAGACGACUUCCUGUCCUUCGAUGGUAAAAACGAAGUGUGGGUCGCUCCGACUCCACAGGCACUUUCCACCAAGAGGAAGUGGGACAAUCAAACGGUCCUGAAAGAGUACACCAAGGGAUACCUGGAGAACGAGUGCAUCGAUUGGCUGAGCAAGUUUGUGAAUUACGGGAAAGAAAAGCUCAAAUCUGUGCCUGAGGUUUACGUGUUUGCAAAGUGCUCCACAGUGGAUACAAACGUGGUGCUGACCUGCCUCGCCACAGGCUUCUACCCAGCGGAGCUCACAGUGACGAUCAGAAGGAACGGACGUGUCCUGACUGCAGACGACGGCCUGAUGAGCUCAGGACUUCUUCCAAAUCACGAUGAAACCUUCCAGAGGAGAGACAAUGUGGAGGUUUUAAAGUCUGAUGUGUCUGUGUUCAGCUGUGAGGUCAGACACGAGGCGACCAAUGAGCAUGCUGUGAAGGACUGGGACGAUCGUCUGCUCCCAGACUCUGAAGGAAGCUCAGUUCACAUCCUCGUUGCUGCUGUGGUCGUCCCGUUCGUGCUCGUUGGUGUCGCCGCGGUUCUCCUGUUUCUGUAUAAAAACCUCAACAAAAGAUGUUGGAGCUAACAGCCAGAGUCAUGUGACUCCUCUGAAUCCAACACAUGGCUUUUAAAAAGUGUUCCUGCCCCUUUAAGCUGAACCUCCAUCACAGGGACAUUUGAAUGAGCCUGCUCUAAGAAAGUUUAAGAGAUUUCCUCGGUAAAAAAGUCGGAUCAUUUUUAAAGGUGCUUUGUAAAUACAUAUUGUCAGCAUGCUUCACUCAAACCAAACUCUUACAGCAGGUUUGUGCAGCAGCAGGAAUAAAAUACAUGCUAAAUCUGCUUCAUCUUCAUAUAAAUGUGACAAAAUGCUUUUAAAGAAGAUGGAUCGUAACGUCAGAGCCUGAGGAACUGUUCACAGCUCAGAGUUUGAGUCGCAGCCUGAUCACUCAUCAAGUUUCAGUGUCAAACCAGGUGGGAGGAAGUAUUUUAAAAAUGUUUAUUAUUUUAAAUUCAUUAUUUAAAAUGUUAUUUUAUGUGCCACAGUAGCCUCUGGACUGUUUCCUCAUUACAAUCGAUUUGCCAUCAGAAAUAAAGCAGCGUGUUGUUUCUGUCUGCAAACUGA